AUGUGGCGGCGCGUGCUCCGCAUCGACUGCGGUGGCCAUCAUCGUGAUAUGCGUACAGUGGGGAAAAGGUCGUGGGACCUUAUGCUGCAGACAUCGCAUGCAGAGGUUCGGACGAUACAAGAUAUGGAAGGUGGACUGGCGCCCUCGCCGCUUUGCAUAGUUUCCUCGGCGAUAACGCAUACAACAUCGCUUGGAAACUUUGUCAAAUCAAUCUCCAGAAACAUCUUCAGGCAUGGCGCAUUCUAUUAUCCCAUCAAAGGCCGCACCGUAGUCGCCAAAGCGGAUAUCCCAACGGGAACUCGCUUCUUCCCUGAAACGCCCCUCCUCGCGCUCUCCAACUCCCAGACCUCUCUACGUGAGCUCAUCGAAGACGUCAACGGCCUAUCCUACGAGCACAACUACCUCUUUCUCCAGCUUUCCCGUCAUGCAUCAGCCUCGAUCAAAGAGCAAGCCUUCAACGAGUUCCAGUGCAAGACCUAG
Messenger RNA from Trematosphaeria pertusa, 480 nucleotides. RefSeq lists its product as uncharacterized. The record is from RefSeq and is a predicted model, not a curated record. NCBI's taxonomy places the organism in Eukaryota, Fungi, Ascomycota, Dothideomycetes, Pleosporales, Trematosphaeriaceae. The transcript is spliced from 3 exons. The coding region runs from base 1 to 480 and encodes 159 amino acids.